Aplysia californica (California sea hare) is the source of this 1572-nucleotide messenger RNA. Its product is annotated as tripartite motif-containing protein 2. Gene Ontology annotation, biological process: proteasome-mediated ubiquitin-dependent protein catabolic process; protein polyubiquitination. The record is from RefSeq and is a predicted model, not a curated record. Gene Ontology annotation, molecular function: ubiquitin protein ligase activity; zinc ion binding; protein binding. Lineage: Eukaryota; Metazoa; Mollusca; Gastropoda; Aplysiida; Aplysiidae.
GACGUGGUAGCGGUCAUCGACCGGCGUCGCCAGGACUGCCUUCUGUGGGUGCGCAAGAUCCGCGAGGAGAAGAAGAACAUCCUGAAGGAGCAGCUGGACCUUAUACAGGCCGAGAAGGACAAGGUGCAGGUGGAGUGUGACGGCCUGCAGUACCAGGUGGAGGUCCGGAACAUCACCAAAAAGAUCAGUGACCUGAACGAGAAGCUGGACACGACCAGCACGCUGUCGGAGCCGCGCGAGAACUCGUUCCUGCACUACGAGUACAAGCACAACGACGCGCUGCGGGAGGUGGCCAAGGCCAUCAGCAACUUCGGCAACAUCCGCGUGAGCACCACCUUCCCGGCGCUCACCACGGCCGAGGCCAAGCGAGCCACCGCCCACCUACGCUGCUCCGUGCGGAUUAUCACCACGGAUUAUCACGGCAAUCUCCGGACGAACGGAGGGGACCCCGUGUUUGUGGAUAUCCGGAACGAGAAAGGGGAUCUGGUGGACUCGAAGGUCAAAGACAAUGAUGACGGGACCUACGACGUGUUGUAUCUGCCGUCGAAGCCCGGGAAGUUGAAGAUGACGGCCAAUAUAUUCGGGCGUCCGAUUAAGAACAGUCCGCUGAGUAUAGAGGUGUCGGAGCAUAUAGACCCCGUGUGGCGGUUCGGGUCGAGGGGUACGGGUCAGGAACAGUUGAACCAGCCGGUGCGCAUCGCCGCGGGGGCAGAGGGGGACGUUGUCUACGUGCUGGAUACGGGUAACAGCCGGAUUGUGGUGCUGGGGCGAGACGGGAGCGUGCUGCGUCACUUGGGGCCGGCCGGCGUGGAACAGCAGAGCGCCACGGGCCUGUCCGUCAUGUCCAGCGGCCAGCUGGUGGUGAUCAACUGGCGCUCCAAGAUGGUGAGCGUGCUGAGCCCGGAGGACGGGAGUCUAGUCAGAUCCUUCACCACGCCCGGCUUCGUGGAGCCCAUCGACGUGGCCGUCAACUCCCGCGGCGAGGUCGUGGUCGCCGACAGCGGCGCCAAGAAGAUCUUCAAGUUCGACACUUCGGGCAAUCUGGUCACCACCUUCGGCAGCCACGGGGACAAGGACGGCCAGUUCAAGGUCAUUUCGGGCCUGUGCGUGGGCAAGAACGACGAGAUCCUGGUGGCCGACCACCGGAUCCAGAUCUUCACCAAGGACGGGAAGUACUCGCGGAAGCUGGUGGACCCCGGCUCCGGAUCGUACGGGGGGAUCGCUGUGGACAGCGCGGGGAACGUUCUCGCCACCAAGACGGAGAAAUCCUCCAAGUCGGAUAGAAACUCAGGGGCUGGUCCCUCCUCCUCCUCCUCUUCAUCUUCUUCUUCUGCAAAGGAGAAAGGGAGUGGAGGAGGGGGCGGGUCUAGCGGGGGUGGGCGGAGUUUCGUGCACGUGUUUCAUUCCAACGGCAAGCUGCUGUACUCGAUCGACAGCCACAGCGACCGGCUGAGGAGGCCCAGCGGCCUGGCCGUGCUGACAGACUACAGGAUCGUGGUGGCCGACCUGGGCAACAACUGUGUCAAGAAGUUCUAUUACAAGUAGUACAGGUGACUAGAGUUUGUUUGUUUG